Molecule: messenger RNA, 3639 nt
Organism: Chlorella variabilis
Lineage: Eukaryota; Viridiplantae; Chlorophyta; Trebouxiophyceae; Chlorellales; Chlorellaceae
Exons: 20
Coding region: 1-3639 (1212 amino acids)
Biological process (GO): cytoplasmic microtubule organization; cytoskeleton-dependent intracellular transport
Cellular component (GO): cytoplasm; centrosome
Molecular function (GO): dynein light intermediate chain binding; microtubule binding
Source: RefSeq, a predicted model, not a curated record
AUGCUAGGCAGCAUCGAUGCGCUGCCGCCGGGCGACAUCAAGCUGGUGCUGGCCAUGCGCCUGGUGGCGCGGCUGUGGAUGCCGGGGCGUGGCGAGAUCGCGGAGGCUGGCGAGGCACUCGAGGCGCUGGCCGCUUUCAUCGAGAAGUAUGAGGCGCGGCGACUGGGGGGCGAGAGCAUGCCGGUCAGAUAUGCAGGCGCAGUGGAUUCUUUGAGGGCCAGGGCAUUGAGGAGCCACCGCUGCAGAUGGUUGCAGAGGAAGCGGAAAAACGGGCUGAAAGUCCGAGCAUCAGCCCAGGGAGAGCAACCCGAACAGGAGUCCAGCCUGGCCACCCGGAUGGGCGCCCUGGCGCUGGCGGCCUCCCUGGCGCUGGGCGCCGCCGCUCCCGCUCCGCCGCCGGUGCUGGCAGAGGAGGAGCAGCAGGAGAUCGUGAUCAGCAAGUAUGCCUCGGCUUCGGAGCGCCGCGCCCUGAUGGCGGAGCGCCGGGAGCAGCUGCUGCGCAAGACCCGGGAGGAGGCGGAGCGCGCCGGCAGCAGCAGCAAGGCUAGCCGAGCGCCGGCGGCGGCGGCAGAGGCUGGCGGCAGCAGCAAGGAGGACUCGAUGGCGGAAAUGCUGAAGCGGCUGAGCGCCACCGACUACGGCAAGAUGACCAACUCCAGCCCCAAGCUGACGCCCAAGCCAGAUGAGGACGCCCCCAAGGCAGCGCCGGCCGCCGCCAAGCCAACGCCCGCGCCUGAGAUGCCCAAGCUGGAGCUUCCUAAGGUGGACCUGCCCAAGCCGGCCGCAGCGGAGAAGAAGGCCCCGGCUCCGGCCCCGGCCCCGGCCCCCGCCGCUGCCACCCCCAAGCCCGCCGACAAGCCGGCACCGCCGCCGCCCGCCCCCAAGCCGGCCGAGAAGAAGGAGGCACCUGCUGCCCGCAAGCUGCCAGACUUCACCGCUCCUAAGAUGCCGGAGUUCAAGGCACCUGCCUUCAACUUCACAGCACCAUCAUUCAAGAAGGAGGAGGCCAAGCCGGCUGAGAAGCUCACCUCCAGCAUGCCUAAGUUCUCGGCGCCAGCGAUGAAGGCGCCCGAGCUGCCCAAGCUGCCGGCUGCUCCUUCUCUGGACUUCAAGAUGCCGGAGUUCAAGAUGCCGGCCCCCGACGCCAGCAAGCUGGGCGGCUUCACAGCGCCCAAGCUGCCCUCCGUCAACCUGGAUGUGGACGCGGACAAGGUGAAGGCCAAGCUGAGCAUGCCCAGCCCCAAGCUGCCAGCCUUCCAGGCGCCCAAGCUGGAUGCCUCCAGCUUCAAGUUUGACUUCAAGCCGCCGCCCGCGCUGGAGGGCAAGAAGUCGCCGCUGGAGGGCUUCAAGGCCCCAGAGUUCAAGGCACCCGAGGUGAAGGCGCCGAGCUUCAAGGCGCCCGAGCUGCCAAAGCUGGCCCUGCCCAAGCCGGCGCCGGCCCCUCCGGCCGCCGUGGAGAAGCCCGCGCCCAAGUCCGCCCCGGCACCCGCGCCGCAUGCUGCUGCAAAGAAGGAGGAGGCCAAGCCGGCUGAGAAGCCCGCGGCCCCCGCAUUCAGCAUUCCGUCCUCCCAGGCGCCGUCUUUCAAGAAGGAGGAGGCCCAGGCAGCUGAGAAGCCCGCCUUCAGCAUGCCCAAGUUCACGGCACCAGCGGUGAAGGCGCCUGAGCUGCCCAAGGUUCAGCUUCCCAAGGUCGGCCUGCCCAGCCUGGAUGUGGAUGCGGACAAGGUGAAGGCCAAGCUGACCAUGCCCAGCCCCAAGCUGCCAGAGUUCAAGGCGCCGCGCUUCGAGGCCCCCAGCUUCAAGCUCGACUUCAAGCCGCCGCCCGCGCUGGAGGGCAAGAAGCUGGAGGUGCCCACCCCAGACAAGCUGGACUUCAAGCCACCCCCCAAGCUGUUUGGCAGGCCUGCCGAGCCCGCUGCUCCCAAGCUGGCCGCACCCAAGGCAGCCGCGCCCAAGGCCGAGGCUCCCAAGCCGGCGCCUGUGGCGCCCACGGUGCCAGUGCCCGCGGCCCCGGUGGUCCCUGCUCCACUCCCUGUGCCGGUCCCCGUCCCGAUCCCUAUGGCCCCUGAGCCCGGCAGCUCCAGCUUCUUCGACCUUCUGAAGGAUUCUUUGGGCCAGGAGGAGAAGGUGGAGGCGCCGGCGGCAGAGGCGCCAGACGCGGCGGCGCAAAAGGCGGAAGAGCAGAAGGCGGCCGAGGCCAAGGCGGCGGCCUCCGCCGCGGCCGAGGCGGCGCAGCAGGCGGCAGCACGCGAGGAGGCGGCCGCGGCCACCGCGCGGGCUGAAGCCGCGGCGCGGGCCGCGGCAGCGGCGCGGGCCGAGGAGGCCGCUCGCGCCGAGGCGCAGGCUCGCGCCGAGGCGCAGGCUCGCGCGGCCGCCGAGGCGGCGCGCCUGCGCGCGCAGCAGGAGGCGGCGGAGCAGGCGGCCGCGGAGCGCGCCGCGGCGCAGAAGGCCGCCGACGUGGCAGCGGCGCGGCGCGCGGCGGCCUCCGGCAAUGGCGGCAAGCGCCGGGGCCCGCUGCCGCUGUUCCUGGCGCAGCUGCUGGUGCUUUCCAGCUUCGUGGCGGACAGCCAUGCGACCAUUCUGAGCCUCACGCCGCUACGCAAGUUCUUCGGAGGCAAGCGCAUACACACGGCCGCACUCGCCCCUGCCGCCGACUCCCCCACCGCCGCCGGCGCCUCGAGCGGCGGCGACGACACUCCGCCCUCCCGCCCCCGGCUGCUAAUGGUGCACAGGAAGUGUGUGGACCCAAGCGAGCACACAGACCACAGGUCCCGCGGGCGCGGCGCCCUGCUCACCAUCGGCCUCAACCGCCGCCCCACCUCAGACCUGGAUGAGCCCGAGCUGAGGGCUGCCCUGGCCGACGAGCAGGCCCACUCCCGCCAGCUGGAGCAGGCGCUGGUGGCGGCGCACCACGCGCUGUCGGCCGCGCGGCAGCAGGCCGCCGACCACGAGGCGCGGCUGGCGGAGGCGCGGGCGGCGAGGCGCGGGGCGGAGCAGGACGCUGCCGACGCGCGCACCAUGCUGGCCGCAACCGACGAGAUGCUGGGGGAGGCGCAGGCUGCGGCUGAGCGCUGGGAGGCGCGCGCCGGGGAGGCCGAGGCGGCUGCCCGCCUCGCCCAGCGCACCGCCAUGGUGGCCAAGGAGCACCGGCGAGCUGCGCGGCGCGCGGCGCGGCGGGCUGCCAGCUGCUGCCGCCGCGACCUGGAGCGCACCGAGCAGGAGCACCGGCAGUGCGCCAGGCAGGCGGUGGCGGAUGCCGCCGCGCGCCAGCAGGCGGAGCACCGCACGGCGGCCGCAGAGGCGGCCCGCAUGCAGGCCCAGCUGGCCAGCUGGCGCGCGCAGCAGCAGGCGGCCGCCGAGGCGGCGGCCGCGUGGCAGCAGGCGCAGGCGGCCGCGGCGGCGGAGCAGGAGCAGGUGGCGGCGUUUGUGGAGGCCAUGCGCCAGCAGGCCAUCAUGGACGCCCAGUUUGCAGCCCACUUCCUGCCUCAUAGCCAGGCGACGGCGCAGCAGCAGCUGGCCCGCAGGCGCGACCACAGCGAGGGCGGUAGCCCACUGGCCAGCUACGACGGCACCGACUGCAGCUCGCCCAACAGCCCCACCGCAGCCACGGAGCGCUGGAGCGCGGCUGGCGACUGCUGA